GCGAGAAAUGUCACUUUCGCGAUCCGCAAAGUGCGCGAUCAACAAACCCGCGUCACGCUUGCGAUAACGCUCACCCGUGCCAUACGAUACGCGAGCACUGCUCGCGAAUUCCACGAAAGGCACGCGUCGUUCUGCGCGCGGUGGGAGCCCUCUCGUCGCGUUUCUCGGCGCAAUUUUCGGAUCGCGACAGUGCGGUGCACUGUGGGCCAGCAAUGGUGAGCGCGUGAUUUUGAACAAUUCGAGCUAUCGAAGGAACGCGCAGGGAUCAUCGUCAUGUCCACUAAUAAGGGACAGAAUGCGAGGGCCUUGGUGGAACCUAUAGCUUUGGACUCGCGUACUCUAGGAGACAAUGAUCUCAGCGCACUAAGCUUGUCCCAUAAUAGCGAGCAGUACACAUCAAAUGACUUCGAUGCCUUCGCGAAUAUUCAAGCAGAACUUGAAUGCAUGAACGCGGACGAAGUUAUGACAGCGGCCGACGACCGGAUAAUAAUCGAGCGGAACGUUGAGACUGAAACGAUAGUACCUGAUGUGGAGAUGACCGAGAUCUCUGAGCAAGUGCAGGCUGAACACGUUUACUCGACGGCCAAUCAGAGCAACCAGAAUGUCGUAUUUCAAACGAAGCCCACACUGCAAAGAGUACCCGCGUCGGCUGUCCAGGUAAAACCAAGUAUUCAAGCUACGCAAAGUCAAUCAAUUAUGAUAGUGUCACCUGCAAGCGGACAAGGCACUAGCCAAAUACUGAAGAUAUCACAUCCGCCAACAGCUUCGGCCGAACAGUUGCAGUCCUUAGCUCAGACUCUCAUAACCGGCAAGUCCGCGGAUGGAAGCGUCGUUCAACUAAGGUCAACUCAGCCUGCUAAAUCUAUCGCGACAACUAGUGCCUCAGGAAACAUCACAAUUAGUAACAUGCAAAAUCUUAAGAUAACGCAGCCAACGUUGAAACGAGCAACACAAAAUGUCCAACAAGGACGCAAUGUAUACACAAAAAUGAUAUUGACAGGAAAUCAGCCGCAGCCUGGUACUCAUCAAGUUCUCAUUACAAGUUCCCAAAGUGAAAAUCAGUCGAGCUCAGGAAUCAAAUUCCUCAAUAAUAGCUCUUCUAGUUAUGGUAUAACAAGCCCGACGAAAACUAUAACGUUAGCACAGGCCCAACAAAUGGGUAUACUCUCUACCAAUAAAGUGCAACACAUUUUACCAUCAUCCUCGCAAAAGCAGGGUAUGAUAUUGAAUAAGCUAUUACAAACCUCGACAUCGCAACAAUCUAAGGUGACCAUAGUACCUACCAAUACUGCAAAGUCAAUGCCGACCAAAAUCCUACCUGCACCAAUUACGAAUAUUCAGGCCAAAUCCUCGAAUCAGCAAUCCACAUUUAUUUCAUCUAAGUCGUCCGUGCAGCAAAGUCCACAGAAAGUCAUCAUCAGACAGAGUUCUUUGAAACCUGGCACUGUACUUGGAAGUGGUCAAGUAAUUAGAAUACCUGCUAACCAGAAUAUUGUAACUGGAUCAAAUCAAGUCCAUCAAAUUCAGAUGCCUGGAAGACACGUGCAAUAUGUAAGAUUAGUCAGUACUUCAACAGGGACUACCAAUGUUGUUACUGUAAGCAAAUCAAAACCUGCUACGACUCUUCAGACUGUAGGUAUCAGUCAGAAAGUAGGAAGUCAACAGCAGAUUGUAAAGGUUGUGCCGUUAAAUACUGGCAAUCAAUCUCUAAGAACUGUCGCACCGAAAGCAACGUUGACAAGUGGCAGCCAAAAACUACUUAUACCUGCGGCGGCUGCUGCUGCGGCAGCUGUUGGCAAUCAGUCGAAGAGUGCGGUAGCAAUUCCAGCAUCAGCAUUGAGUCAGUUAGCGUCAGGACAGGCAGUUCUGUCGGCUAAUCCGAGCGUCGGGAACAUCGUCGUCCUUCCUGCUCAAUAUAUUCAGCAACAGCAGUCAACAGAUGACGGAAAAUUGAAGUCCCAAACAACGUCCGGUCUUCUAGGAAGUUCACAAAGCUCUACAACAACUCUAUGCGUGAUUGAUGGAAAGAAUUCUCAAAGAGGGACUUAUAGUACUGUCGAACCGAAUGGUAUCAGGCCAAGAAAACCUUGCAAUUGCACUAAGUCACAGUGUCUUAAACUUUAUUGCGAUUGUUUUGCGAAUGGCGAGUUUUGUCAUAUGUGCAACUGCAACAAUUGCUCGAACAAUCUUGGAAACGAGGAGGAGAGACAACGCGCGAUUAAAUCCUGUCUUGAACGCAAUCCUAAUGCCUUCCGUCCUAAAAUUGGAAAAGGUCGUGAGACUGGUGAUGAUAUAAGGAGACACAACAAAGGUUGCAAUUGCAAACGUAGUGGUUGUCUUAAGAAUUAUUGUGAAUGUUACGAGGCAAAAAUUCCGUGCUCAGCGAAUUGUAAGUGUAUUGGUUGUCGCAACAUCGAAGAUCCAAUACUGGAAAAAAAAUCCUUAAAGGAUUUAACGGAAACAACCGAAGUCAGAACGACUCAACUUAGUUUAAACAAAGCACAGCUACAAUUGUCAGAGAUGGCUUUUAGACCUCCGGCUGUAUCUAACACCGGUACAAGACAACCAUUCAAUUUUUUAACGGACAAAGUAGUAGAUAUAACAUGUCAAUGUUUAAUGGCGCAAGCAGACGAAGCAGAGCGUAACAUGCUCGAUGAUGAGACGUCACAACGUCUCAUUAUCGAAGAGUUUGGUCGCUGUUUAAAGGAAAUAAUCGAAUCAGCGCAUAAAGCUGAAGCUACCUAGCAGGUGUAUUCGCGUGAUUUGUAUUGUAAUUUUCAUUCGCCGUUAUUGUUUAUGGGAAUUGGAUAGAAAUGAAGAGAUAGUACAAUAUGAGUGUUGUUACCAAAGACGUUAUCAUA
This is a messenger RNA of Camponotus floridanus (Florida carpenter ant), 2861 nucleotides long. Its product is annotated as protein lin-54 homolog. The transcript has 12 exons. The record is from RefSeq and is a predicted model, not a curated record. Bases 274 to 2745 code for a protein of 823 amino acids. Gene Ontology annotation, biological process: regulation of DNA-templated transcription. NCBI's taxonomy places the organism in Eukaryota, Metazoa, Arthropoda, Insecta, Hymenoptera, Formicidae. Gene Ontology annotation, cellular component: nucleus.